ACUUUAGUGAUUUAGUUUAAUUGAACUUCAUACAAAUAAAAUACAACAACAACUCUACAGCGAAUGGCCAGAAAGAUUCGUAGAAAACAAAAAAAUUAACUGCGUAGUUGAAAAGAAAUAAAGUGCGUAUAAACAACAAUUAAUUAAAUCUAACAAAGCUAAAAGCAAAUAGGAAAUAAACAAAAACAAAAGCAACACCAACAACAACGAUAACGAUAUGGCCACCCGAAAGAAAUCUCUGCUGAAAGUCAUCAUAUUGGGUGACAGCAGUGUUGGCAAAACGUCACUCAUGAAUCAAUAUGUAAACAAACGCUUCUCCAAUCAGUAUAAAGCAACGAUCGGAGCCGAUUUCUGUACGAAAGAGGUUGUCGUUAACGACCGCGUCGUAACAAUGCAGAUUUGGGACACGGCUGGCCAGGAGCGCUUCCAAUCCCUCGGUGUGGCCUUUUAUCGUGGUGCCGAUUGCUGUGUCCUGGUCUACGAUGUGACGGCGCCAAACUCAUUCAAGAAUCUGGACUCGUGGCGUGAUGAGUUCUUAAUACAGGCGAGUCCAAGGGAUCCCGAGCAUUUCCCCUUUGUGGUGCUGGGCAACAAAGUGGACUUGGAUAAUCGUCAGGUAUCUACACGUCGUGCACAGCAAUGGUGCCAAUCGAAAAACGAUAUACCCUAUUAUGAGACGUCAGCCAAGGAGGGCAUCAACGUUGAGAUGGCGUUUCAAACCAUAGCAAAGAAUGCGCUGGAGCAAGAGACGGAGGCUGAACUCAUCAACGAUUUUCCCGAUCAAAUACGCUUGAAUUCUGAUAAUAAUCGUCCAGGCAACGCUGACAAUUGUCAAUGCUAAUGUGAAAGUAAUGAAACAGAUUGCAAGAAUACAAAACAAUUACAACGCAAAGUGCAUAAUUACACAAUCUAUAUUAUAAAUAAUAACAAACAGCAUAAAAUUAUACACAUAAAGAGUAAACAAAACAAAUACGAUGAAAGAAAACACGUUUAAGAUUAAGUAAAACAAUUUCAGCAAACAGAAUAACUAGUUAUAAUUAAUUAGUACGCUAAAUUCAGAUAAAUUUCAGCAGAUUUGUAACGUACAAGUUUCCCGUUAUUACUAUAACUAUAAUAUAUAUUUAUUAUGAUCUGUUCUAUUCGUAUUUACCAAUCAUCAGCAACUUUAACAUAUUGUGUAUGCCCUCCUAGUAAUAUUUUUGCCAUUAAUUAGUAAAAUUAUUGCACGCAACAGCAGCUGCCUCAAGUUGCAAGUUGCUACAUCCGAAUCAAUAACAACAACAACAAAUUACGAAAAACAAAAAAAAAAAAACAAAAUCUUGUGAUUGUAAAUUUAAUAAAAACAAAAAUAUACAUUUUUAUUGUAAUUAAUUAUAAUUAUAUUUGCCUGCACAUUCAACGCAAUCGACUCAAUUUUGGCUUAAACAAACAGAUCAGUUUCCAAUCAACUUGAGCCCAAUUUUGUUUAAUUCAUUUUAUUAGGCAUAUAGAGUAUUAUUAACAAAGGCUCUCCUUUGGUAAACUUAAUGUAAUUUUCAUGUGUCUUCAUUAAACAUUCUCAUUAUUUUUGGUUUAAUUUUUACAAUAAACAUUUCGAAAACU
This is a messenger RNA of Drosophila innubila, 1602 nucleotides long. RefSeq names its product ras-related protein Rab-7a-like. Gene Ontology annotation, cellular component: late endosome; lysosome; phagocytic vesicle. The record is from RefSeq and is a predicted model, not a curated record. Gene Ontology annotation, molecular function: GTPase activity; GTP binding. The coding region runs from base 218 to 841 and encodes 207 amino acids. NCBI's taxonomy places the organism in Eukaryota, Metazoa, Arthropoda, Insecta, Diptera, Drosophilidae. The transcript has 5 exons. Gene Ontology annotation, biological process: endosome to lysosome transport; phagosome-lysosome fusion.